UCCGAUCCACUUCCGCCGCUGAGAUGAGUCGGCCCGUGUGGCUUAUGACAGAGCCGAUUCCUGCUUUAGGGGGGUAUUCACAGACGGCGCAGUACUGAGCAACACAGUCGAGCCGGGUCGCUUUACGUGCGCACGCGGCUGAGUGACGCAUUCUCGGCUGAGUUCUUCAGAGCCGCCGCCGUCCCCAAAGCCUGACGCCCUGCCUUCGCAGAAGCAGUGACCGCUGAACGCGGCGCCUCAGCCGGUGUGGCUGAUUUUCUGGCCGUGGCGGCAUAUAAUGGAGCGGAGCCGUGCUGCUUUUAGGGUGACCAGACCCCAAUGACAAAUGAGGGGAAAGACAAGCAGCAGUUUUAUAACUGCAGCUGCUUCACGACAGACAACAUUUUCCUUGAGGACUACAAGCUUCACGUUCGAUUUGUGACAGAGGAGCAGUUCAGACGAGACUAUGUAGCACUAUUGAAGAGGCUCGGCUGCGUUACGGAACAACAGUUUGGGGAUCUCCUUAGCAAGAUUUCCCAGGAAGUGGACAGGCGAAUACAUCUUGCAAGGAUGUCUGUUGACAGAACUGCUAUCAUAAAAAGCACAUAUCGACCUCUUCAUCCUCAUGUCUACCAUCUGCAGGAGUCGUUUCUUGCGGCCGAGUUCAAGCACAUAGUCGAGAAUUGUCAACGUCGCAACGUCACACUCAAAAAUCUUUCUCACUUAUUGGAAGAAGAAACAGCACCCAGGGUUUAUCGCUUCCCAGUGUUCAACAAGACCUUCUGUCAGGAACUGAUGGACGAGCUGGACAACUUUGAGUGUUCUACAGCACCUAAAGGUCGACCCAACACAAUGAACAAAUAUGGGAUCCUCCUCAAUGAACUUGGCUUUGAUGAGUGCUUUGUUACACCUCUUCGUGAGCAUUACCUACAUCCACUCACCUCCUUGCUCUACCCUGAUUGUGGAGGACACUGUCUGGACAGUCACAAAGCAUUUGUUGUCAAAUACGACAUAAAUGAAGACCUGGACCUCAGCUACCACUACGAUAAUGCAGAGGUCACACUCAAUGUCUCCCUGGGGAGGGAUUUCACAGAGGGCAACCUUUACUUUGGUGAUAUGAGACAGGUAGCUCUGAGUGACACUGAAUGUUCAGAGAUUGAACACAGAGCGUGCCAGGGCAUUCUUCACCGGGGCCAGCACAUGCAUGGGGCCCUGCCUAUAUCUUCCGGUCAGCGAUGGAACCUCAUCAUUUGGAUGAGAUCCUCCCAGGAGCGCAACAGACUUUGCCCCAUGUGCAAUAGGAAGCCUGUACUGGUGGAAGGCAAAGGCUUUGCUGACGGAUUCACCAGAGCCUCUACUGCGCUGCUCGCUGACUUCUGUGCACUCACCUGAUGUAUGCUGAAGAAGCACAUGUGAUUGGCAGUGUGUCCAUCCCUUUGUUGACAUGAGGUAUUUCAUCCUAAAAUAGGUACCGCUUUCAUCCACUCGGAUUGAUCCAAAUGAGUAGUAAAUUCGAUUCACCAUUUCAAUCUAGUGUCACUAUACAACAGCUAAAUAUAAUUUGUUGUGUAACGUUGGCGCCAAUCUGCUUAUUUUCGGAUCCAAGCCUCUUUUUACCCUUUUUAUGUCAGAUGAUAAGACUCUGGCUCCUGACCAUGAACGGUGUGUGAACGAG
Syngnathoides biaculeatus (alligator pipefish) is the source of this 1654-nucleotide messenger RNA. RefSeq names its product 2-oxoglutarate and iron-dependent oxygenase domain containing 2 (gene ogfod2). Bases 319 to 1371 code for a protein of 350 amino acids. The record is from RefSeq and is a predicted model, not a curated record. Lineage: Eukaryota; Metazoa; Chordata; Actinopteri; Syngnathiformes; Syngnathidae. Gene Ontology annotation, molecular function: L-ascorbic acid binding; oxidoreductase activity, acting on paired donors, with incorporation or reduction of molecular oxygen; iron ion binding. The transcript is spliced from 8 exons.